AUGGGUACCGAGUCGGAAUAUACUAAUCAGCACCAAAGUAACAAAAUAUACAAAUGUCAUUGUUAUGACGUAGCUACCUUACUGACAAGAAAGUUGGUUCCGGGGCUCGGAGAAACAGCGCCCAACUUCCCGACUCCGUGCUGCUGCAGCUGCAGCGUAGCUCUACCACGAAUUAUGGGUACCGAGUCGGAAUAUACUAAUCAGCACCAAAGUAACAAAAUAUACAAAUGUCAUUGUUAUGACGUAGCUACCUUACUGACAAGAAAGUUGGUUCCGGGGCUCGGAGAAACAGCGCCCAACUUCCCGACUCCGUGCUGCUGCAGCUGCAGCGUAGCUCUACCACGAAUUAUGGGUACCGAGUCGGAAUAUACUAAUCAGCACCAAAGUAACAAAAUAUACAAAUGUCAUUGUUAUGACGUAGCUACCUUACUGACAAGAAAGUUGGUUCCGGGGCUCGGAGAAACAGCGCCCAACUUCCCGACUCCGUGCUGCUGCAGCUGCAGCGUAGCUCUACCACGAAUUAUGGGUACCGAGUCGGAAUAUACUAAUCAGCACCAAAGUAACAAAAUAUACAAAUGUCAUUGUUAUGACGUAGCUACCUUACUGACAAGAAAGUUGGUUCCGGGGCUCGGAGAAACAGCGCCCAACUUCCCGACUCCGUGCUGCUGCAGCUGCAGCGUAGCUCUACCACGAAUUAUGGGUACCGAGUCGGAAUAUACUAAUCAGCACCAAAGUAACAAAAUAUACAAAUGUCAUUGUUAUGACGUAGCUACCUUAGUGACAAGAAAGUUGGUUCCGGGGCUCGGAGAAACAGCGCCCAACUUCCCGACUCCGUGCUGCUGCAGCUGCAGCGUAGCUCUACCACGAAUUAUGGGUACCGAGUCGGAAUAUACUAAUCAGCACCAAAGUAACAAAAUAUACAAAUGUCAUUGUUAUGACGUAGCUACCUUACUGACAAGAAAGUUGGUUCCGGGGCUCGGAGAAACAGCGCCCAACUUCCCGACUCCGUGCUGCUGCAGCUGCAGCGUAGCUCUACCACGAAUUAUGGGUACCGAGUCGGAAUAUACUAAUCAGCACCAAAGUAACAAAAUAUACAAAUGUCAUUGUUAUGACGUAGCUACCUUAGUGACAAGAAAGUUGGUUCCGGGGCUCGGAGAAACAGCGCCCAACUUCCCGACUCCGUGCUGCUGCAGCUGCAGCGUAGCUCUAGCACGAAUUAUGGGUACCGAGUCGGAAUAUACUAAUCAGCACCAAAGUAACAAAAUAUACAAAUGUCAUUGUUAUGACGUAGCUACCUUACUGACAAGAAAGUUGGUUCCGGGGCUCGGAGAAACAGCGCCCAACUUCCCGACUCCGUGCUGCUGCAGCUGCAGCGUAGCUCUAGCACGAAUUAUGGGUACCGAGUCGGAAUAUACUAAUCAGCACCAAAGUAACAAAAUAUACAAAUGUCAUUGUUAUGACGUAGCUACCUUAGUGACAAGAAAGUUGGUUCCGGGGCUCGGAGAAACAGCGCCCAACUUCCCGACUCCGUGCUGCUGCAGCUGCAGCGUAGCUCUACCACGAAUUAUGGGUACCGAGUCGGAAUAUACUAAUCAGCACCAAAGUAACAAAAUAUACAAAUGUCAUUGUUAUGACGUAGCUACCUUAGUGACAAGAAAGUUGGUUCCGGGGCUCGGAGAAACAGCGCCCAACUUCCCGACUCCGUGCUGCUGCAGCUGCAGCGUAGCUCUACCACGAAUUAUGGGUACCGAGUCGGAAUAUACUAAUCAGCACCAAAGUAACAAAAUAUACAAAUGUCAUUGUUAUGACGUAGCUACCUUAGUGACAAGAAAGUUGGUUCCGGGGCUCGGAGAAACAGCGCCCAACUUCCCGACUCCGUGCUGCUGCAGCUGCAGCGUAGCUCUACCACGAAUUAUGGGUACCGAGUCGGAAUAUACUAAUCAGCACCAAAGUAACAAAAUAUACAAAUGUCAUUGUUAUGACGUAGCUACCUUACUGACAAGAAAGUUGGUUCCGGGGCUCGGAGAAACAGCGCCCAACUUCCCGACUCCGUGCUGCUGCAGCUGCAGCGUAGCUCUACCACGAAUUAUGGGUACCGAGUCGGAAUAUACUAAUCAGCACCAAAGUAACAAAAUAUACAAAUGUCAUUGUUAUGACGUAGCUACCUUACUGACAAGAAAGUUGGUUCCGGGGCUCGGAGAAACAGCGCCCAACUUCCCGACUCCGUGCUGCUGCAGCUGCAGCGUAGCUCUACCACGAAUUAUGGGUACCGAGUCGGAAUAUACUAAUCAGCACCAAAGUAACAAAAUAUACAAAUGUCAUUGUUAUGACGUAGCUACCUUAGUGACAAGAAAGUUGGUUCCGGGGCUCGGAGAAACAGCGCCCAACUUCCCGACUCCGUGCUGCUGCAGCUGCAGCGUAGCUCUACCACGAAUUAUGGGUACCGAGUCGGAAUAUACUAAUCAGCACCAAAGUAACAAAAUAUACAAAUGUCAUUGUUAUGACGUAGCUACCUUACUGACAAGAAAGUUGGUUCCGGGGCUCGGAGAAACAGCGCCCAACUUCCCGACUCCGUGCUGCUGCAGCUGCAGCGUAGCUCUACCACGAAUUAUGGGUACCGAGUCGGAAUAUACUAAUCAGCACCAAAGUAACAAAAUAUACAAAUGUCAUUGUUAUGACGUAGCUACCUUACUGACAAGAAAGUUGGUUCCGGGGCUCGGAGAAACAGCGCCCAACUUCCCGACUCCGUGCUGCUGCAGCUGCAGCGUAGCUCUACCACGAAUUAUGGGUACCGAGUCGGAAUAUACUAAUCAGCACCAAAGUAACAAAAUAUACAAAUGUCAUUGUUAUGACGUAGCUACCUUACUGACAAGAAAGUUGGUUCCGGGGCUCGGAGAAACAGCGCCCAACUUCCCGACUCCGUGCUGCUGCAGCUGCAGCGUAGCUCUACCACGAAUUAUGGGUACCGAGUCGGAAUAUACUAAUCAGCACCAAAGUAACAAAAUAUACAAAUGUCAUUGUUAUGACGUAGCUACCUUACUGACAAGAAAGUUGGUUCCGGGGCUCGGAGAAACAGCGCCCAACUUCCCGACUCCGUGCUGCUGCAGCUGCAGCGUAGCUCUACCACGAAUUAUGGGUACCGAGUCGGAAUAUACUAAUCAGCACCAAAGUAACAAAAUAUACAAAUGUCAUUGUUAUGACGUAGCUACCUUAGUGACAAGAAAGUUGGUUCCGGGGCUCGGAGAAACAGCGCCCAACUUCCCGACUCCGUGCUGCUGCAGCUGCAGCGUAGCUCUACCACGAAUUAUGGGUACCGAGUCGGAAUAUACUAAUCAGCACCAAAGUAACAAAAUAUACAAAUGUCAUUGUUAUGACGUAGCUACCUUACUGACAAGAAAGUUGGUUCCGGGGCUCGGAGAAACAGCGCCCAACUUCCCGACUCCGUGCUGCUGCAGCUGCAGCGUAGCUCUACCACGAAUUAUGGGUACCGAGUCGGAAUAUACUAAUCAGCACCAAAGUAACAAAAUAUACAAAUGUCAUUGUUAUGACGUAGCUACCUUAGUGACAAGAAAGUUGGUUCCGGGGCUCGGAGAAACAGCGCCCAACUUCCCGACUCCGUGCUGCUGCAGCUGCAGCGUAGCUCUACCACGAAUUAUGGGUACCGAGUCGGAAUAUACUAAUCAGCACCAAAGUAACAAAAUAUACAAAUGUCAUUGUUAUGACGUAGCUACCUUACUGACAAGAAAGUUGGUUCCGGGGCUCGGAGAAACAGCGCCCAACUUCCCGACUCCGUGCUGCUGCAGCUGCAGCGUAGCUCUAGCACGAAUUAUGGGUACCGAGUCGGAAUAUACUAAUCAGCACCAAAGUAACAAAAUAUACAAAUGUCAUUGUUAUGACGUAGCUACCUUAGUGACAAGAAAGUUGGUUCCGGGGCUCGGAGAAACAGCGCCCAACUUCCCGACUCCGUGCUGCUGCAGCUGCAGCGUAGCUCUACCACGAAUUAUGGGUACCGAGUCGGAAUAUACUAAUCAGCACCAAAGUAACAAAAUAUACAAAUGUCAUUGUUAUGACGUAGCUACCUUAGUGACAAGAAAGUUGGUUCCGGGGCUCGGAGAAACAGCGCCCAACUUCCCGACUCCGUGCUGCUGCAGCUGCAGCGUAGCUCUAGCACGAAUUAUGGGUACCGAGUCGGAAUAUACUAAUCAGCACCAAAGUAACAAAAUAUACAAAUGUCAUUGUUAUGACGUAGCUACCUUAGUGACAAGAAAGUUGCUUUUAUGUGAUAGUGAAAAUUAA
This is a messenger RNA of Parnassius apollo (apollo), 4296 nucleotides long. Lineage: Eukaryota; Metazoa; Arthropoda; Insecta; Lepidoptera; Papilionidae. The record is from the annotation of a GenBank genome assembly.